AGUCACGUCAAAGUUUCACGUCAAAAUCAACAAAUGUGUGGUGUUCAAUAAAUUCAAGAGUUUUAUAAUUAUUAACCAUUUUUUGUAUGCAAAUUAUGAGUUGAUCCUUUUCCGGCUUUGCAAGAAAUAACUCGAAAUGGCGCUGGAUUUAGUCAGCAUUGCCCAACCGCACUACAUACCUGGGUACACCGGUCACUGCCCCGAGUACAAGUACCGCAUAGGCAACACCUAUGGGUCCACAACUCACAAGAUCCUCCUGGACCCCAGCGUACAGCACUCCGAGAGGCUUGUACUGUCUGACAGAACUGCUGAUGACUUCCAGAUCUACCGACCACCACAAACUGACAUCGAUGUGGUUAACGCAAGGUUUCGCAAUGGGGAUCCAGUCUACAAGCAUCCUAUGAUACCAGGGUAUGAAGGGUUCCUCCCACGAUUGAAUAACCACUUUGGACAGCGGUACACUGUCGCUGCGACAGAAGCGCUGUCAGAAUUUCAAAGGGUUCAACUCAACCAGAGAGCAGCAAGGAACCAGUUAGAAAGAGUGGUCGACUUGCAAGCCGGGAAAGGACAGCCUUGGGACCUGCUCGAUAGAUUCUCCGCAACAGCCGAGUUCAAGCUCCCAUUAGUCACUGUGCGACCAGAAUGUGCAGGAAUAUUACGUGACGUACCAAUGGAUGAACCAAAACUGUCACCAGCAUCACAUUCUGUUAGUCCAUACUUCUUGGAAAACGGUCAUCCUGAAAAAUAUAUCAAGAAAGGAUUUUCGGGUCAUGUUCCAUACGGUUUCCAAAGAUUUGGUGAGUCGUCGAAAAAGCUCACAAACUCUGCACUUUGUGACUUUUCAUCUAACUACAGGCGAAGACAAAGUACUGAAUGGGCACCAGUGAAUGUAGUCAAACCGGACCCGCCGCUGUCAAUAAACCCGACGGAAAUCUACCACAAGCACGUCGGUAUGCUGCCAAACUACGCCGGUCACGUUCCUGGGUGCAUGUUCAGGUUUGGGAAAACCUACGGGAAUGACACAAGAGACGCCAAACGGUGGCUUCGUGGAGAUUUCACCUCGUAAACCAUCCAUUUCAGUAACGUGUGAUCAACAAUCAAUAAUGAAGCUCAUUAUACUAGCAAUAUGGUUCAAAUCAAAAGUUAUACUAUUUUGAGACGAUCAAAUUUUUGAUUUGAAUAAAACAAUCGA
Messenger RNA from Spodoptera litura, 1192 nucleotides. RefSeq names its product CIMIP2 protein CG18335. NCBI's taxonomy places the organism in Eukaryota, Metazoa, Arthropoda, Insecta, Lepidoptera, Noctuidae. The record is from RefSeq and is a predicted model, not a curated record.